Phytophthora sojae is the source of this 1380-nucleotide messenger RNA. RefSeq lists its product as hypothetical. The record is from RefSeq and is a predicted model, not a curated record. Bases 1 to 1380 code for a protein of 459 amino acids. Gene Ontology annotation, molecular function: hydrolase activity. Lineage: Eukaryota; Oomycota; Peronosporomycetes; Peronosporales; Peronosporaceae. The transcript has a single exon.
AUGGUGAGCUCCUCCGUCUUGGCGACAGCGAAGCACCGUCACUCAGCUCUCUCGGCACUGCUGGGGCCGUUUCUCCGCCUUUGGGCAGACCCGGACCGUCGUGGCAAGUUCCUGUGCUGGGUCUUCAGCGGAUGCAGCGGCGUCGUCGCUCUGCUGUUCGUGCUGGAGGCGUCCCGGGGCUUCUGCCGGACUCCGCUGGAGACAGCUCAGCUGCUGGCCGUGAUCUCCUGCAGACUGUGUCGAGUCACGGCGCAGUACGUCGCUAGGGGCUUCAAGCCAAAGUUCCCCAAGUGGACGCUGCGCUACGAGCUGCUGCACGGACUGAUGCGCAGCGCCGCCGAGCGGUUCGGCGAGCGGAUCACGGACGUGCGGCACGCGCGCGUCAUCCGCCGUCACACAGCCGCGUUCGGGACGGCCGUGGGCUGGUUCGCGCGCUGGCAGCACGGUCUGCGCCUCGAGAGCGUGCGACUCAACGGACUCGAGCACAUCUGGCUCAAAUCGUCUGGCGUCGCUCUCGGCUGUCGCGGCCGUAAGCGCCUCGUGGUGCUCUUCUUCCAUGGCGGGGGCUAUGCGGUACUCAGUCCGAGGAUGUACAUCUCGUUCUGCAGUGUGCUGGCGGGCGCCAUCAAGCAGGAGCUGGCGUCUCUAGGAGCUGCUGAGGAGGACGUUGCGGUGGACGUGUUCCUGGCGAACUACCGCAAGCUGCCGGAGCACCAGUUCCCGGUGCCGGCGGAAGACGCCGUGGCCAUGUACGAGUACUUGCUGCAGCACGAGAAGCUGCAGCCAUCGCAGAUCAUUUUGGCGGGGGACAGCGCUGGCGGGGGGCUCGUCAUGUCGACGCUAUUGCGAGUCCGCGACGGGCUCUCCAGCUGGAAGUCGACGCUGCCGCUGCCGUUGGCGGCGAUCGUCGCGUGUCCACUGGCGGAUCUCACUGGGGACGAAGACGAAGCCUCGGGCGAGCACUGCGUGCUGUCGCUCAACAUGACGGCUGCGAGUGUGCUGUCGUACCACCCGACGCGGGACGACCCCAGCACGUGGGCCGAUGCUUCGCCCGUGCACUGCGAUUUACAAGGACUUCCACCCGUGUUCCUCCAAGCUGCAGAACUCGACGCUCUGUUCAAGCACUCACUGCGUCUCGAGGCCAAGGCCAAAGCGGACGGUGUUUCGAAUUGGGAAGUGGACGUGCAUGAAGGCGUGCCACAUGUUUUCAUGGUCAUCCCAGCCUAUGUGUUGCCGUACGCUCGCGUUGGCGUCCAGAAGAUGGCAGCGUUUGCAGCGAAGCAGUUCCUGAAUGGACUCAGUAAGGACGACAAAGGUGCCGUGAGUGGCGGUGACAGCUCUGAAGUGAGGGAUGAAACGGCGCCUUCUGCAGCUGCAUAG